GGCAGCUCCGGGGCUGCACUUCAGACUUUACUUUUCGGUUCCGAGAGGUUCUAGCCAGCAGCCCGCCGCUUCCUUCUCCUUCAGCACCAGCACAAGCGGAGAGCGGAGACGAUCAUGUCGGAGACUGUUCCCGAAGCACCGGUGGCCGCGGCGCCCGCCGCCAAGGCGCCUGCCAAGAAAGCCAAGAAGCCCGCGGGAGCCGCCAAGCCGCGCAAGGCGUCUGGCCCCAGCGUGACGGAGCUGCUGACCAAGGCGGUGGCCGCGUCCAAGGAGCGCAACGGGGUGUCCCUGGCGGCGCUCAAGAAGGCGCUGGCGGCCGCCGGCUACGACGUGGACAAGAACAACAGCCGCAUCAAGCUGGGCCUCAAGAGCCUCGUGAGCAAAGGCACCUUGGUGCAGACCAAAGGCACGGGCGCCUCGGGCUCCUUCAAGCUCAACAAGAAACAGCUGCACGAGACCACCAAGGACAAGGCUGCGACCGGGGCCAAGAAGAAGAAGCCGGCAGCGGCCGCCGUCCGCAGCAAGAAGGUGGCGCCCAAGAAGCCCGCUUCCGGCUCGGCCAAGAAGCCCAAGAAGCCGGCCGCCAAGAAGAGCCCCAAGAAGGCGGCGGGCGCCAAGAAGCCGGCAGCGGGCGCCAAGAAAGCGGCGGCCAAGAGCCCCAAGAAGGCCAAGGCCGCCAAGCCCAAGAAGGCGGCGGCCAAGAGCCCCGCCAAGGCAAAGGCCGUCAAGGCCAAGGCCAAAGCGAAGCCAAAGACGCCCAAGGCCAGAGUGGCCAAGCCCAAGAAGGCUGCGCCCAAGAAGAAGUGAAGAGGCGCCGCGCCCGCCCUGCCUGCCUGCCUGCCUCAGCCCUCGCCAUCCCAAAGGCUCUUUUAAGAGCCACCCACUUUCUCACCC
Zootoca vivipara (common lizard) is the source of this 894-nucleotide messenger RNA. RefSeq names its product histone H1.2-like. The record is from RefSeq and is a predicted model, not a curated record. Gene Ontology annotation, molecular function: structural constituent of chromatin; DNA binding. NCBI's taxonomy places the organism in Eukaryota, Metazoa, Chordata, Lepidosauria, Squamata, Lacertidae. Gene Ontology annotation, cellular component: nucleosome. Gene Ontology annotation, biological process: nucleosome assembly.